Molecule: messenger RNA, 471 nt
Organism: Cucurbita pepo subsp. pepo (vegetable marrow)
Lineage: Eukaryota; Viridiplantae; Streptophyta; Magnoliopsida; Cucurbitales; Cucurbitaceae
Source: RefSeq, a predicted model, not a curated record
UCCAUAGUGUUCAACUACCAAAGUGGGCAAGACUCGGUGCUGUUAGUGAACCAAGAUGACUACAAUAACUGUCAUACAGAAUCGCCCAUAAAGCACUUUUCAGAUGGCCACACCAUCAUCAAGUUUGAAAAAUCUGGCCCUCACUACUUCAUAAGUGGUAUCAAAGACAAUUGCCUCAAGAAUGAGAAAUUGGUGGUGGUUGUAUUGGCUGAUAGAACCAAGCAAUACUCUUCUCCGCCACCCGCUCCGGUCGAGGAACCACAAUCUCCUCCGCCCGAAGCUCCGGCCCAGAUGAACCCAACCCCGUCGCCAACCGCCGAGGGGCCUCCUUCCAAUGCAGCAUCAUCUUCUACAUCAAUCAUCAGCUUCUUUUUGGGCUUAACUGGAAUGGUUGCAACUUCCAUGAUUCUUUUGUAAUUACAUAAUAAUUUAGGGUUUGUAUAAUGGGUUUGCAUUAUUUUUUCCUUUUAA